Molecule: messenger RNA, 2171 nt
Organism: Coffea eugenioides
Lineage: Eukaryota; Viridiplantae; Streptophyta; Magnoliopsida; Gentianales; Rubiaceae
Exons: 5
Coding region: 168-1832 (554 amino acids)
Biological process (GO): lipid metabolic process
Molecular function (GO): triacylglycerol lipase activity
Source: RefSeq, a predicted model, not a curated record
CGCCCCUGCCUUAUCUGGGACCGACAGGCACACAUAUCGAUCGGCAUUUAAUUCAUCUGUCUAUUCCCCAGUUUACUCGUCUUUCGCUUCCUGGAGUAUCCCUCUUGUUACUGCUCCUAACUUAGCAGCCGAAGCUUCUCUUUAGCCGUACCUCGUCGAAGCCUCCAAUGGCUAAUAGCGAAGAUGACAGCAACAAGCCCAAUUCUGGAAAUUUCAGGUACUUGAUUGUUAAUCCUCACAACGGUGGAUUCCGAGACCUAGCACGGUUCUUCAUGAAGAAAGAUAAAGCGAGCGGUGCAAAAUUUCUGGAAAGUUCUGAUGAAGGGGUUCUUGAGGAAGAGUUAGGUGGCGCUGCGCAUGGCGAUGAUGACGACGGAGAAACCCCUGAUCACAGAUGGGUUAUAUUUGUGUCUAUCUUAGUCAGAAAAAUCAUAGGCAUUUUCAGGAAACCCAUGGAAUGGACUGGUUAUCUCGUGGAGUUCUUCCUCAACUUUUUCACUGUCAAUGGCAGCUUUCUCGGUUUGCUAUACAACAUCCUGCACGGAAAGGUAGUGCUGCCAAAUAGAGGCUCUGAGACUUUCAUUAGUGCAAUUGGGCAUCUUGAUGGACGCAUAUAUCUGCACAAGAGCGAGACAAUUACUAGAGCAGUUGGUGAACCUGAAGUAGAAACAGGAAGCCGGACUCUUAUGGAUCUAUGCAUUAUGGCUUCCAAGUUAGCCUACGAGAAUGAGUUGGUUGUCAGGAAUGUUGUAAAUCUUCAUUGGAAGAUGCACUUCGUGGACUUCUAUAACUGCUGGAAUGAUUUCCAGAAGGAUAACUCCACUCAAGUUUUCAUUCUAUGUGAUAAACCAAAAGAUGCAAACUUGAUAUUAGUCAGCUUCCGGGGAACAGAGCCAUUUGAUGCUGAUGAUUGGAGUACUGAUUUUGACUAUUCCUGGUAUGAGAUCCCCAAACUUGGAAAGGUGCACAUGGGGUUCUUAGAGGCUUUAGGUUUGGGAAACGGAGUUAAUGCAUCUACAUUUCAAGAAAAUCUAGGAAUAAUGAACAAAAAAUCUACCAACAUGAACGGUAUUGAUGUGAGAACCUCUGCUUCUGAAUUAUCUUCGUCAUUUGGUGAUUCUGAUUCGCAAGGUGGAUCAGAGCAGUCCUUUUAUUCUGAGCAGCCCGCAAAGGUAAGCAAGGAGAAAUUCUUUCCUCAAAUGGGAGAGAAGACUGCUUACUAUGCUGUGAGAAGCAAGCUUAAGGACUUACUUCAAGAGCAUAAAAAUGCAAAAUUUGUUGUCACUGGGCAUAGCCUAGGAGGGGCCCUGGCUAUACUAUUCCCAGUUGUUCUAGUGCUGCAUAAGGAAGAGGAGGUCUUGCAAAGGUUGCUGUCUGUGUACACAUAUGGACAGCCCAGGGUGGGGAACAGGCAAUUGGGAAGGUUCAUGGAAGCACAUCUGGAUCAUCCAGUCCCCAAAUACUUCAGGGUGGUCUACUGUAAUGACCUUGUUCCAAGAUUGCCAUAUGAUAACAAAACCUUCCUGUACAAGCAUUUUGGAGCGUGCCUGUAUUACAACAGCCUCUACAUCGAACAAAAAGUAGAUGAGGAGCCAAACAGGAACUACUUUGGGAUCAGAUUUCUGAUUCCAGAGUAUUUGAACGCUAUGUGGGAGCUAACUAGAAGCUUUCUGGCGGGUUAUGCAUAUGGGCCAGAGUACAAGGAAGGUUGGGUAUCCACACUGGCCAGGGUUGUCGGACUUGUCAUCCCUGGCAUUUCCGCUCACAGCCCACUGGACUAUGUUAACUCUGUAAGACUCGGAAGGGAGAGAAUCCAGAUGUCGUCCUUAUAGAAGGCUGUUAUUCCAAUUAUUUGUCAAAGUUUUAAAUAAGUAAUAAUGCAGUCAUCAAGAAAAUGGAAACUUGACAAGUAAUCAAAUGCUUCCUUUGACUGUUUAUCAGUUGAGGAUAUGUCAGUUUUGUAUUGCCAUCGAGUUGUUGCUUGAUGUUGCGGUUUUUGACUUGUAUUCCAGAUCAUCUUUUGGUGUCUGAAUCGAGUUUUUCUUUUAUAGCCAUAAUUUCUCACUUUUGUUACCCUGCUUGCUUGUAAAAUUCAAAUAGCCCAACAUAUUGUAAUGCUACAAUUAAUUUGUGUGAAACAGGAUUUACGCACCGUGUGUUAUUUUGUCAAA